AUGGUGCACCCAGAAAGCGCCAAGUUGGCUGAGAAAGUACUGUCUGAACUCGGCAGCACGGAGUAUGCGUGCUCGUCCCUGGAGCCGCUAGCCGGAGGAACGGUCAACUUCAUAUUCAAGGGCAUCCUGCGUACUCCUCUUCCUGACGGAACCCAAGAGCUUGCUAUCAAGCACGGGGAGAGCUACAUCGCGGCGAACCCGAAUUUCAACCUUCCCCUAGCUCGCUGUGAUGCCGAAGAGGAAUGCCUGAAGGCGCUGCGUGGAUUAUCCCCAACGCCGGGACCCUUCACUGUUCGAGUCCCCAAACUUUAUCAUUACAACAAGGAGACCAACACUCAAGUUCUCGAAUAUCUCGCCGACGCAGUGAGCCUGAAAGAAUAUGCACUCAAACACUUUCAGUCUCAGGACGCGUCCAGAAAGCCACUGUGCCAUGAGAUUGGCCGGAGUUUGGGCGCCUGGCUACGUGGCUUCCACGACUGGGUGACGCUGCCGGAGCAGGCUGGGCUUCACGAGCUGAUGAGGUCGAAUCAGCAAAUGCAGCAACUUAAGCACAUCGUCAACUACUCGUUCCUGGUGCAGACUGUGGCCGACUUUCCGUCCAUUCUCGCAGAUGCAAAGGUUGUGUUUGAGCAAGUUGAAACAAUGUCAGCCAAGGAACUGGAACGACCAGAUCUGCAAGUCAUCCACGGUGAUUUCUGGACGGGCAAUACGCUCUUGCCAGACAGAGCCCUGCAAAACGGGGCAGAAGUGCCCAUCUUUAUCGUAGACUGGGAGUCGUGCCAGCUCGGCCUGCGCCCGUUGGACAUGGGCCAAAUGAUCGCCGAGCUCUAUCAACUCGUACUGUACAAAGGUAUGGACGAGGGAAUGUGGCUGAUCGAGGGCUUGACGGCGGGCUACGGUGACAUGGACGAUGACUUCGCCUUUCGGGCCGCACUCCACGUCGGCACGCACAUGAUUUGUUUUGGCAGCCGAGUGCCCGGCUGGGGGUCUGACGAGCAAGUGCGCGAGGUCGUCCGUACCGGUAAGGAAUUGAUUCUGCGUGCCUGGCAUAAAGACCGCAAGUGGUUUGAAGCAGCCGACCUGGCGUGCCUAUUUAGCAGGCCGUGA
Molecule: messenger RNA, 1107 nt
Organism: Canariomyces notabilis
Lineage: Eukaryota; Fungi; Ascomycota; Sordariomycetes; Sordariales; Chaetomiaceae
Exons: 3
Coding region: 1-1107 (368 amino acids)
Source: RefSeq, a predicted model, not a curated record